This is a messenger RNA of Malaya genurostris, 10671 nucleotides long. It is a transcript of the gene CaMKII, whose product is annotated as calcium/calmodulin-dependent protein kinase type II alpha chain. NCBI's taxonomy places the organism in Eukaryota, Metazoa, Arthropoda, Insecta, Diptera, Culicidae. Gene Ontology annotation, molecular function: ATP binding; calmodulin binding; calcium/calmodulin-dependent protein kinase activity. Gene Ontology annotation, biological process: protein phosphorylation. The record is from RefSeq and is a predicted model, not a curated record. The transcript is spliced from 5 exons. Gene Ontology annotation, cellular component: neuron projection; cytoplasm. Bases 1254 to 2726 code for a protein of 490 amino acids.
UACCAGUAGGAAAUACAGUCGAACUUUUCCUCCGAGUCAGUCUAUCGGGUGUUAGGAAAAUUAGGCCGUGGAAUAUCCAUACCCCAUCACUAAUUAGGAAAACAAUUUCAAGGUGCUUCGUCCGCAAAAGGAUUGCGUGUGAGAUUCGAUCAUCGAAAAAAUUGCUUCUGUUCUAUCCACGGGAAAAACGGUUAGCGUUGAAGCGAAAAGUCAGUGAAAAAAUUUUCACCCUUACGCUGCUGUUGAAUAGCUCAACCAGGAAAACUUUGUGCGCUCUCUGCUGGUUCUCCGUUUUCUCGGAUAGCGCGCGAGUGAGAGAAAGUACCGAGAAUCGAACGUGCGAGCGGAAAAGUGCAAAUGUCUAUCAGUGGUGAUAUCUGAGUGGUGAUAAUUUGUGCUGAAAAACGGCAGCAGAAGGAUAAUAUUGACUGUCCAACGGUACCAGCUAUCAGAUAGAAUUCUGUGCCAGUAAUUUCAUACCGCGGAUAAGGACAAAUCUAGGUGAAAGUGAACAAGCUGACAGUGAAGCGAUCGUAAAAAAAGUGAACGUAAAAGCAAAGAACUAGGCAAACAUUGGUCGAAAGGAUUUGCGAUCUGAACGAAAGACGCAACCAACAGGAGAAUAUAGUAUUGGCAUCUGCAGUCGUACUAGCGGCUCUUAGCACCACCAGCCGAGAGUGGAGUCAGUGGUUGCUUGUGUAGCUCGUCGAUAAAACCGAUAAUUUUUGGCUGCUUUAAUGAGAACAUUCAUCGCCUACUAGGAUACCCUCUAUCGUUGGCAACAAAAAAAGCCGGCCGAAGCAAGUGGUGGAUUCUCGACCGGCCCCGAAGAAAUAUGAGAAAUGCUGUAUGGCCGUUUCCCGCAUUAAUUAAAACGGCUAGUACUACAACAAAAACGACGAAAUUUGCUGGUCAAAAUCGGAUGCCACUAUCUGCGAAGUAGAGAGUAUUCAUCCCGGGAGUUUGUCGUUUUCUAGAACUGUGGUUCGGGGGGUUAGCUCACGUGUGUCUCCCAGCUAACAGUGCACGGACGUGCCUGGUGGAUCGUGACUCUGGUGAAGAUUUGAAAGUUGCGCGAGAGACGAUACGCGAAAGAUAAUUGUGCAUCGUUGUUUAAGAUUGAAUACGUGAUUAACUAACCGUUCGGUUCAUAGUGAGUAAAGUUCGUUGUGGGAGGGGGCAGCGCCACACAAUUAGUCGUUGUUAUUGUUUAAUCGCAUUCGGGCAAAAUUCUAGCCAAUCUAUUAAACGAGAUGGCUGCUCAGCCAGCUUGUACCCGGUUUUCGGAUAACUACGAAAUAAAGGAGGAGCUCGGAAAGGGUGCAUUCUCGAUCGUGAAGCGAUGUGUGCAGAAAUCGACUGGAUUCGAGUUUGCCGCUAAAAUUAUCAAUACAAAAAAGCUUACCUCGAGAGAUUUUCAGAAGUUGGAACGGGAGGCCCGGAUAUGCCGCAAAUUGCAGCAUCCGAACAUUGUUAGAUUACACGACAGUAUUCAGGAGGAGAACUACCACUACUUAGUGUUCGAUUUGGUCACAGGGGGAGAACUGUUCGAAGAUAUUGUAGCCCGAGAGUUCUAUUCAGAAGCGGAUGCAUCGCACUGUAUACAGCAGAUUCUGGAAUCCGUCAACCACUGCCACCAAAAUGGAGUCGUGCAUCGAGAUCUGAAGCCUGAAAAUCUGCUGUUAGCUAGUAAGGCUAAGGGGGCAGCGGUGAAACUGGCGGACUUUGGUCUGGCGAUUGAGGUUCAGGGUGAUCAACAGGCGUGGUUCGGUUUUGCCGGUACGCCUGGUUACCUGUCACCGGAGGUAUUGAAGAAGGAACCGUACGGCAAAGCCGUCGACAUUUGGGCAUGCGGUGUUAUCCUAUACAUUCUACUAGUCGGUUAUCCGCCAUUCUGGGACGAAGAUCAACAUCGGCUGUAUGUGCAGAUUAAGGCGGGCACAUACGAUUACCCGUCACCCGAGUGGGACACGGUCACACCGGAAGCGAAAAACCUAAUCAACCAAAUGUUAACAGUUAACCCCUACAAACGAAUCACCGCGGCUGAAGCGCUGAAACAUCCUUGGAUCUGCCAACGAGAACGUGUGGCAUCUGUGGUACAUCGACAAGAGACUGUGGACUGCUUGAAGAAGUUCAACGCCCGGCGCAAACUCAAAGGUGCUAUACUAACCACGAUGCUUGCCACCAGAAAUUUCUCCAGCAAGAGUAUGAUUGCCAAAAAGGGCGAAGGUUCGCAGGUGAAGGAAUCCACCGAUUCAUCCAGCACUACUGUCGAAGAUGAUGACUGCAAGGCACGUCGGCAGGAAAUCAUCAAGAUCACAGAGCAGUUAAUCGAGGCUAUCAACAAUGGCGAUUUCGAGACAUACACCAAAAUCUGCGAUCCGCAUUUGACCUCAUUCGAGCCGGAAGCUUUGGGCAACCUAAUCGAGGGUAUGGACUUUCACAAGUUUAACUUCGAAAAUGUGCUGGGAAAGAACAACAAGGCCAUCAAUACGACCAUCCUGAAUCCGCAUGUGCACAUUUUCGGCGAGGACACGGCGUGUAUCGCGUACGUACGGUUAACGCAGUACGUCGACAAGCAAGGUCACCCGCAUACAGUGCAAACCGAGGAAACUCGGGUAUGGCACAAGAAGGACAACAAGUGGCAGAAUGUGCAUUUUCAUGGCAGCCGCAAUGGUAGUUUCAGCAACACCGCAACGCAGUACGAUUUUGUAAACCAUAAGUAAAUCCCAGUCAAAACGAGCCAAUCCGACCGAUCAUGGUCACGGUAAAGUUUCGUACUAACAUAAACCUUUGUUUAAUUUGAAUUCAGAAUGGAAACACUGCAUCAUAUACUUGUUCGUUGAAUAAUAAAUUAAUGAUGAAAAAUAGUUUAACGAUUCUAAUAUCUCUGUAACCAAACAAGAAAAAGAAGAAAAAAAAACAAACAAACCGUAAAGCAAACAUGAAUCAAUGGUGGCACGGAACGAGCAGAGCCGAAACAAGUGACGGAAAACAAUGCUUUUAGCAACACUCUCUCCCAAUCAGUCGCAAGGGGAAGCAAAAUCUUACGCAAGCAUAUUUUCAUAGAAAAUAUAUUGAGGAAAUUUUAAAGGCAAACCUAAACAUUAGAGAUUAUUACACAUAUUUUCGACGUAAGCAAACCUCGAUUUCUCGAAAAGGAAACACAAAAACAAGCAGAAUGAAUUAUUAAACAAAAAAAAACAAUAUUUGCAUUUUUUACAAAACCCAAUUUAAAACAUAAUUAAAAAACAAACGGCAUGUGAUGAAAUAAUAAGAGCAUGAUUGAAGAAUCCCAUUUCACUCAUGAGACAGUUUCGUAUCUCUCCCGUUUUUUCCAGAACAUUUCUCAACUUCUCUCUAUCAUUCAUCUUUUAAAGUAUUUACAACAAAUCUAAAUCUAAUCAAGUGGAAGUAACCAUUAGAAAACGAAACGGAAAAUUGCCUAUCGUUCGUAAACAAACAAAAAAAAAACAACGGUCGAGCAAAUCGAGACAAAUGGCUGAUGGUACUUAGGAAAGUCGUCUCUCUAAACUGCCAGGGAAUCAGCAAAAACAAAUACCACAUAGUGAACCUAUUAACGCAUGGCGCGUAACCGUUAUGCGAAAUCAAAUAAAUAGAAAACCAAAACACGAAUCUGCUGUUAGAGUGAGAAGAAAAAACAAGACUAAAUACACAUCCAUGUUCAAAAGCAGGAUAAAAGGAUACGGAAACCGGCGAAAACAGAAGAAGAAAAAAAAAUGAAACGGUGAAAUGAAUAUUAGCGAGAGUGAGCCUAAACUAGUAAACAGUAGCGAGAGCUGUAACAACCAUUGAAAGCAAGAGAAAUCCACACGCGUAAGCACGCAAACACAAACACAUACACACACGCAUACACAGAAGGAACAAGAAACAAAGAAUAAACAUCGCAUCUUACUCUACAUCGUCGCCAUAUUAGAUAGAAACGAUUAUAUAUACUUAAAAAGGUAAAAAAACAAAAUAAAACUACUUUAUGCGCAUAAUUGUAUCAUACAACAUCACCAGAACUAGCAAGCAAAAGUAAAUCUUGAGAUGAAAUAGAAGAUUGUGAAACUACAAUGAUACUAGAAUGUGACACAACAAUUCGUAAAUCUGUUAAGCAUUUUGGAAUGAGAGAAAAACUCGUUGCUUUUAUUCAAAAAGAGCGAUAACGACCAUCACAAUCUUCAGUUUUUCUGUUUGUAUUUGAAUAAUAGCGUAAUUUAGGAGAAACAAAAAACCCUUUUUGGACGAGCAUGUUCUCGGAUUUGUUGACCAAGGUAAUUAGGAAAAGAACGAACUUGAAAAUUGGACUUUAGUGUAGGCAAUUUAAAGCUAGACAGGAUGCUGACUGGACGCUUGAAAGUCACACCAUGACCAGUUAGGAGUUGUGUUAAGUUUUAGGUAUUAGAGAUUAUUGUUUGUUUUGGUAAUUUUGUAGAAAUGUUGGUGCAGCUUGGUGCAGCGUGAGCGCAUAAUUUUAUUGUCGCGUAUAUAUUUUAGCUCCCAGAUGGAUAAAUAUACAUACGUUAGUUCAGGACACAGUUUGGUUUUUACUCGAAAAAACGCUGGUGUGUGAGAGAUAACUCGAUUCGUUUUUUAACAUUAAAACUAUGCAUUGCAUUUCCCAGUUCAGGUUUUAGUUUAUCCGCUCCGAAGAUAAGUUCAAAAUCAGUACAGGUGGGGCUAGCUUUGAUUAGCUAUAACCUUUUUUUUAUAUGUCAUUGGCUAAAAAUGACAUUUUAAAUUCCUGGAUCAGUAGGAUAAACUGUUGUGUUAAUCUGAAAAGUGAUAACAAUGAUUUCAAGUACUUUUUGUAAAACGUAAUGAUUCCUGCUGCCUACCGAUCCGACAUUAUGAUGUAUUCUUUUGAUACCUCAGAAACGAACCUAUCGAAGUAGCAAAUUUCAAUACAGUCUGUCAACAAAAAAAACGCCGUUUUAGGUUUCAGUUCAUAGUGAAAACCCAUAAAAAACGAUAAUCAGCUUAGCCACUAUUCGAUUUUCAUCAAACUAGAGCUUAAAUCCUUUCACAGUGCACGGUUUACUCGAUUUAUUGCUGUAGCAUAAGACCUACUAGACCAACGUGCAAUUUAGCGAAAGUGUUUGAAUCAACAACAUCAGAUAUCACUAGAAACCCAAUUCUUUAAUCUCACAAUCUUAUAACUUAACCUACAACUAUUUAAUAGGAAAAAAAUCCAGCUAGUAGAAAACAGACCAAAAUUGUAGAUUGUUCUCGCCGAGAGAAAUAUAAUCAAUGGAACUGUGAGAAUUGUCAUCAGCGCGAACUUUUGUGUUGUCAGAGGCCAAGCUGGAGGCAGAAACCAAAGACAAAAAUAACUCCAAUUAACUUCGAAUCUAAGGUUUUUUUAUGAUGUUGAGUGGAAUACGUAAAAGUAGUCGUAUUUUCAAUCGGACGAAGCCAGCAAACCUUGAGCAUAAACAACUUUCUUCACAAUAUUUAUAUAUAUAUUUCAAACCAACCCCGCCCGCCGAUGGUCUGAUCAACGUAACGUUAUCGUCGUGAAACACAGACUUUCCAGUACCUACUGCGAUAGGCUACCUACGCGUCCUAUUGACGUACGCUUAAGUCCUAUCUACUGGCAGUAGGCGUGCACCCAUGAGCAAACUACUGUCAUCCUUCGCAGUCCAGGCAGUAGCUGCGUUUGAGAAGGGGUGACAACCCGUAAAAAAUUACAACGACUUUGUCGUCAAGCUCACACCAAGGCUUCCGUAUUCCAGCAGCAGCAGCACCAUGUACGGCGACUACUAAUGGCGAUUCGAUUCCACUGCUAUGUUUGCCCCAUCCUUGUAGUCAAGAUUUUCCUUCGAGAAGCAGGACCUAUAACGGUGAAGUGCCAUUCAAUUUUGCCUCAACGACACAGCAUGUCAGGCUCUUAGUUUUGAUUAGCUCGCUUGCUGGGAAUAACCGUGACUGAAGAGCUGUUUUUGGUUCCGAAACACAGACAAACUCUCAAAUGCACACACACACAUAUAACAGCGCACGACAGAAUUAAUCGUGAGUGGGUGUUUGGGUGAUUGGGGACAAGCGAACGAAUCAAGUGUCAAACUCAGAUUGAACAUGAUAAACAUUAGCUGAAUGUCGUCGCGUCAAUAUAGGACGGUGGUGAUUGAGUAACGGCUUCGGAUAGCAGUUCAAUCCGGCCAUGUGGAAAACACAGCAACAACAAAAGCAGUCAACGGAUGGCAUGGAAGUAAAUAAGUUAACCGACAUUCCCGGAGUUCAUUGUAAUCGGGGAACAACGAGAAGAGAUGCUAAAGUGUUUGCUAUAACGGAGCUAAUGCUAAUGAUUAACGAGCACCGGUCGAGAAAGUGAAAGGAAGAAAUUUAUUUUCUCUUACUGUGAAGCAACUGAAUACGCCAGGAAUGCGAGCCUCUAUUUAAGGAUAACGCUAUCGUGAUCGCAAAAGUGUGAGGGACAUCUUGGCCUAAAUCAAACUUCGAUGAUGUCGUUCAUACUCGUUUGCAUCAGAAUUUACAGACGACUGGUUGUCCUGGAUAAGGAAAAAAAACAUUGAGCUAAAAUCAAAAGAAUCUUAUUGCAAAUCUCGACAAGCGGUAUUUUACUACCGCCAGUAAUUCCAACAAACACAGUCGCUAAAUGCGGCAGCCUCGACAUCUGCUAUCGGGUUCCAUACUUUUCUCACUAAACAGAAGAGGUCAGCUUAUCAAUAACAAUGAAUAGCAAGAAGAUUCCAUCACCCUAUGAAUUUAACGAACAAAGGGAAAACUAUCAACAACCGUGAUUCUGUGGCCAUAUUCACUUGCUUAAGGCACUGCGGAAGGCUUAAUCUCAAAUCAACAACACGUGAGAAGAAAUUCAAUGACUGAAAACACAACUGCUCGCGCUGACGUCACAGUCGUCCAGUUCCUUGAUUACUGCUAAUCAAAAAAUUCAGGCACAGACCAGCGAAUUUUCACGGUUUACAUACCAGAAAAGCUUUAAAACAUGUUUAGAUAACAAUGUCAAACACACUACAGACUGAUCACAGAGCCGGCGACAAAUUGUGCAAGAUUGCUGCAUAAAAGUUUUAGGAAACGGCAUUCAGCGAGCUACUAUUUAUGCAUUCGAAGUAUUUUUGUUCCCCACUCUGACGCUAGUGAAAAAAAAAAUGUUUCACAAAGAAAAGUGAACUUAAAUCAAGCACUCUUUGAUGUAACAAAAUUUUAAUGUAAAAAUUGCGUUGAAUACUAGAUGCAAUAAAAAAUAUGACAGUGUUAGAGUGUAAUGCAGGACGCGAGGCGCUGGUUUUCAAAACUGGUUCUUUUUGUGUUAAUCAAAAUCUAGUAGAAUGUCAAAUAUAUUGCAAUCAAUUUGUUACUGGUUACGUUUUUGUGAACACAUUCAUUUUUAUGUAGCAUACUUUUUUAUUAUUCGUUGAAGAUGUACUUUAAGAAACAAGUUAAUUAAAUGCAAGUUAUAGAAAACGAAAAUUCAUUGUACUGAAACUGAAAAUUCAGCAACAAUUCAGCUAUUCAGUCGCGUGUCAAUCGGGUACCGUUGUAUAAAAAAAUGUCUGCACUGUGGUACAACCAUAAUAAACUAUUUUCGUUUAUAUCAGCCAUUACAUUAUUACAUUACUAUACGUGAAAUGCUCUUUGAUGUGUGAGUGUACACAGAAAGCAUCAAUUUUACAAGAUUCUGAUGACACAGAAUGAGAUUCAUGGCUAAAAUUCAAAAGUUCUUACAGAAUCCAUCCUAUUUCUAUGCUCACACAUAAGCUUCACAUAGCCAUGCAGAAAUAGGUUUCGUCCCAGUAAAACCGCAGACAUGUUCCAGGACCAUCUUUCUGUUGCCAAGCACAUACUUUCAAGUUGGAUGUAAAAUCAAUGGAAAAUUUUUUUUCCGGUACCUUUUCUCUCUGUACUUCCGUGAGGCAAAAUGUAAAUUAUGCAGUCAACAUGUUUAGUACAUAGAUCUUUUAUGAAUGCGACUAUGCCAUUUGCAGCAAGAAUUGGAGAAGAAAAAAAUCGAACGGCAACAGAAAAGAUUAUGGUGCAUUAAUUUGUGCUUGGAAUUCAGUCGAGAAUUCAGGCAACGGGAAAACAGGAUGAUAAAUAAAUAGCCAUGAUUAGCUGUGCAAUAAAUAUUUCGAAAUCCCCUAUCACAGUACAUUAGUACGUGUCAUAACGUAGUGGAAUUCCCAUUCAUUUUCGCCAGCCUGUGGCGAUAUGUUCAUAUUUCGGAGAUAUUCUAAAAAAUCGUCAUUCCAAUUCUUAUCAAUCCAUGGGUGUGAGUAUGUGCUCCUUUUCUGUAGUUUUAAACUGAAUUAUCCUCCAGAAAAAAUGGAACGGAAAUUGUGGUUGCCAGUACCUGUCCAUCAUCUUUUGACAUAAUCAGUGUGUUUGCCCUGUGCAUGAGCAACCCAUGAGUAAUCAUCACUGUUUCGCUUCAAACCAAAGGACAUAAUUUACAGCCACCGAGAAUAAAAUAUGAUUAUUACUGAAAACGGUAAAUAAAAAUAAACCAAAACAAUCAGAAACAGUAUAGAAAGUGCCAAACGAUACACAUAAUUUAUUUCUCAUUCGGCUAGCCUCAGCCACUUUAACCGCUGUUGAUUUCAUCCCGAGCAAGCAAACAAACUUCUGUAUGAAAACCGCACAUCAUAAACCCACCCCCUUCCCAAACACAUGACAACAUUGUAAAUGGUACACACAGGCAAUUGCAUUGUGGUUAUGCACAAUACUUUUACUUGGUGAUGAUUAGUUUCGUUUCGCUUUCGUUCGAUGGUUGACUAGUUACAAAAUGGAGAUCUUUCUGACCAAUUACAAUUGUUUACUUAGUGGAAAACAGAGCAACAACAACAAAAAUCAUUGAACAUAUAUAGUGUAUCGUUAAAGCAAACUGUAAGCAAAAAAUCAAGAAUCAACGCACCAAUUAACUUUCCUAUACGCGCACUUUUCCCAGUUUAAAACCAAAUUUCGCCACCGGAGUGAAACCGUUAUAUGAAACAAAACAAAAAAUCCCUCCUGCUAGAAAUCACAUUACGCGAAACAAAAAUCAACAGCCAACCAACCACGCUAAAUAAAAAAUAGAACAAAGGAUCUCUUAAUAUAUAUAUUUUUGAAUAUUCAUUUUUACCUUUCAUGAGAAGGACUCACUUGUUAUUGUAAGCAGUGAAGAAAUGCAAUUAGACAACCAACAGUAGAAUGGUAAUAAUUCGUUUAACAACAACACAUACAAUUUAAUAAUACAGCUACACUAAACAGACACAUACAUGCAUUAGUAAUUAGAAUUCUAUUAAACAGUGUACGUAAGCAGAUUUUUGAGGUAAAGAUUAGCUUGGUAUACUUCACGAAGACCUUUUCUUCUCUAUCUCUUUGAUAAACGAACUGACACUCGAAAUAAAUGAAGGUUAGGCGAAUGCAGAUGAAAUCCCAGUUGAAUUUAUUAAAACUUUCAAAUAAAAUUUAAACGAAAAUGGAAACGUUAAGAAAACGGAAAUUUGAACACAAUUUACAUCUAGAUUUUUUUUUAUUUUUUGAACGUGACCGUAUAUAAACAAAUAACAACACUAAAAGAAAUAUUUAUAUGUAAAAGUGCGUGCAUUUGUAUUUGUAUUUUGUCUCUUUGAAUGAAUAAAACUUAAAUAAUAUAAAAAUCAACACAAAACGGAUAGAAAUCAGAAUUGUGAAAACUAUUGAAAGCAAAUAGUAGAAUGUAUGCGACGGAGGUGAUAAGAGAAAUACCAAAAAAAAAAUACAAGAAAAUAAAUCUAAAAGUCAGAAACCGUAACAGCCGAUACCAUGCCUACGAAUCAAGAGCAGACAUUUACACACACACAUACAUACAUACAAAUUCUCCUUUUCUCGAUCAUCAAAGACAUUAAAAUUGUAAAAAAAAAACAAAAUAUCAAGCAAAAUAAAACCAAACCAGCAGCAGGCCAAGGCAUUCUCCGAUACAAAACAGACACACGCUUACGCUCCGAAAAAAGUAAAAAAAUCAAGCCAUAGACAAACCAACUCGCAGCUGCAAUACGAGAAUCCAUCUAUUUACCUGAAACGUCGCCGCCUGUCGGUUGUGAGGCAACCGCAAACAAAUUUCGAUACAGAUUUGGAUCCAUCUACGCGGCCAGUUGGCGAUGAUCAGUUGGAUGAUGGGUUGCUGCCGCUGCUGCAACCUGCGCGUGUAUUUCCGGAAAAAGUUCGCUAGGUGAAAUACGUCCAAACGAAGCAAAAACAUGGUAGCGCAAAUAAAAAAAAAAUGAAACAAAAUGAAGGAUCGAAAUUUUUGGAUUUGAAAUGGUGCGUUUUCGUCGAAUAGAAGGUCUCUGUGCAAAAACAGUUUGAGUAAUGACCUACUACUACAAUAGAGAGAAAUAUGUACUAGAGUAAAACAGCACUGAAUCGAGCGGGUACGAUGAUGAUGCAUACAGCCGGUGUGCAAAAAAGAGAAUAAAACAGAAAAUCUCAGAUCACUUAAGGACGAAAUGUCAACACACACAUAAUAUUAAAUUUAAUAUUAAAUUAUAUAUAAACAUGGAAAAACAAAGGAAAAUAAGAAAAUGCAGAAAAUAUUUAAGAGUAAAUUGUUUAAUCUAGUCUUCAAAGGUAAUUAAAGUAAUUAAAGUAAAAUAUAAAAAUAUGAUGAAAAAAAACAGAAAAAUGAAAACAAAGAGCAAGAAAAAAAACUAUUAAAUAUGAUUAAAAUAA